Messenger RNA from Lymnaea stagnalis (great pond snail), 1711 nucleotides. NCBI's taxonomy places the organism in Eukaryota, Metazoa, Mollusca, Gastropoda, Lymnaeidae. The record is from the annotation of a GenBank genome assembly.
ACAGAAUGCCGCUGUCGUGUGGAGUUUAGUUCAGAACCCCAACAAGGCAAUGGAACCCGAUUCACGGGGUACAGAAACGAAUGACAUCGGCUCUAAUCGUGAGCGCUGCGGAGACGAGGAUUCUAAAGACGUCCGUCAGUUCACCCUGGUCGAUCCGGAACAUUUGUCCAAACAGCUUGACAAAGCGAACUUGGACGAUGAUGAGACGGAGGAGCUCUUUCAGCAGGCGCUGAAACUCAACGCUCAGCUCAAGAAGAUCUUACGAAGUCGCCAGGCUCCAGCAGGGAGCAGUCCGUCGAGGUCAGGUCGACCGAAGAAGCUCACUUACCCCGAACAAAAAAUGAAAGGGGGGACGAGAGGUACUUCCGGGAGUUCGGCGUUACCCCCCAUAGAGUCUUCGGACCGGAAGUCGGCAAAGGUCAGGGCUAAAAGCGGCACUAGAAGCGCAACAUCGGCAACACCGGCACAGAGGGCGACGUCAGGGGUCAGCCGCAAGGGAUCAGCUAAACGAAAAGUAGACAGACCAGCUUGGGAUGACAGGUUCUCAUACAGUUGAAAUCAUGCCCUUAUUUAUGGGGAUAACUUUGAGAAACCGUUGUGUAAUUAUGCAAGAUUUAAGUCUUGCAACAUUAAUUUUUGUAACUACAGAAACGCAUACACUGAAAUCUUAUGGGGGAAAAUGCUUUUUUAAAAAAAAUGUUAAUUGACUUCGUUGAAAUUGUAUGCAUCUUUUUUUUUUUUAAAUUUAAAAAAAUGCAAUUUGUAAUGGCGUCUGAAAGAUAAAGAGUUGAAUAUUUUAUUUUAAAAUAUUACUUGACCCCAAGAAAGCUGCAUGGUUAGAGGUCUUCUGACUGUGAUAAAAUACCUUUAAAUUUAGCUAUUUGCACGUGGAUUUUUCUUUUCCAUAGCCGCCAACACAUCUUUGUCAAUUAAUUAUAAGUUAAGUAUAAAUUGGGUGGCAUCAGCUGUCCUCAAUGUUUACUACAAAUUGCUGCUGUUAAGGGAUAUGACUCAAUAAAUCAACUCAUUUUUUAUUGUGGGGGGGGGGAGGGUAGGAGGGGGUGAGAUUAAAUAUGAAAGAAUAAUGAAGAGUGUACUCUAGUAAUUAAAAGACAUGUUUUGGACCGAGACCAAAUCCUGUUACACUACGAGUAUCUUACGUCGUUCUAACAUUGGCCAUAUUGGCAUUGGCUCGGGGAAAGGGGGUAAGGUCAAGGUUGGGGGUGUGUGGGAAUGGUGUGUGUGUGUGUUGAGUUUACCAUCAUUGUGUCCAUUGGUAUACAAUAAACAUUAGAAACGUAUACCUAGACCACGAGUUUGAACAAUUUCUUUCUUGAAGUCCGGCCCAGAGGAGUCACUGGGGUUAGUGACGCUACUGCUGCUGCCGUGGCGACAUUUUCCAUCUUCUUCAAAGCUGGAACCAACCUACCACUUUUUGAAUUCUAAUGUCUCUAUUUAAAUUUUAUGAUGUAUGCUAGUCAAUUCAUCACGUGACGGUGUUUUACCCCAAAAAAUUAUCAGAGUUUACUUUUAUCUGUAUCAAUUAGUAUGACAUAUCAGUAAAUACUAAAAAUCCACUUUCCCACCAAAAAUAAAAAGUAUUUUUUUUAAAACUAUUAUAAUUGAUUAAUUUUAAUUAAACUUAAAACUUUGAAUUUUAAAAUUAAAAUCAUAAUUAAUUGAAAUGUGUACAAUCUUAUUAUAUUACGGC